CUUUUAAAUCGCAUUGCUUCUCUGUCUUGAUCUCAUCUUGUAAUGACUUCCCUUUCAUGAGCUUUUCGAAUUUCAAAAAUGUCAAAGUUUCAAUCUUUAAAUUUGGAUCUACAUGUUAUAUUCAAAGUUUCAUGUUUUUUUUCUUUCUCAGGGAGGUUCUUCAGUUAUGGUUACUGCCUUGGAUUUACAGAGCUUUAUUCUCAGAGCUAGAGUGCUUAAACUUUACAGACAAGGAUUAAAGAUAGCUCAUAGAGCUCCUCCUCAUUCUAGAGGGGAAUUAAAGCAGAGUAUUAGGCAAGAGAUGGAGAAGAACAGUGAGUGUAAGGACAAGCAAAAGAUCAGGUAUCUGAUUAGUGAAGGGUUAGAGAGGAUUAAACAACUUGAUGAGAUGUUGGAUAUGCAAGGCCAUUGAAAUUUUGCUUUUGUCCUUUUGUUAAUGUAUUGUUGUUGUUUCUGAAAGAAGAAAAAUCUGAUCAAUGUUUUUUGGUCUGAUUAUUACAAAAAGUGAAAGUACAAGGAACAACUACUCUUUUCGUUUUAUGCUUGUAUAGGUUUAAUAUCUGAAAAUAACGAUUGUGACAAAUAAGUCUAGGUGAUGAAUACUUUCUCUUGUGUGUUUUCU
Molecule: messenger RNA, 622 nt
Organism: Eruca vesicaria subsp. sativa (arugula)
Lineage: Eukaryota; Viridiplantae; Streptophyta; Magnoliopsida; Brassicales; Brassicaceae
Source: the annotation of a GenBank genome assembly